AUGCAUCCUGCAUCUACACUUGCUCAUGGUGUGCUAGAUGUCAGCAUCGAUGUACCCGUUGCUAUGUGGGACUUCGACCACUGUGACCCCCGGCGAUGUUCAGGCAAACGACUCGCGAGGUUAGGCCUCAUGAAAGAGCUGAAAAUCGGACAGCGAUUCAGGGGUAUUGUGGUGUCACCAAGAGGGACGCAAGUAGCCAGCCCGGCAGACCGCGAGAUCGUCCUUCAAAAUGGUAUCGCAGUCGUGGAGUGCUCCUGGGCAAGAUUGGAUGAUGUUCCAUUUGGCAAGAUUGCGAGCCCACAUGAGCGACUACUGCCAUACCUCGUUGCGGCGAAUCCUGUCAACUAUGGGAAGCCUUGGCGAUUGAACUGUGUUGAAGCAAUAGCGGCUGCCUUCUAUCUGACCGGCUUCAAGGAAUACGCAGAUCACCUUCUGAGCAAGUUUGGCUGGGGCGAGACGUUCUGGAAGAUCAACCAGGUAUAUCUAGAACAGUACUGUCAAUGCACCGACGCCGCCGAUGUCACCGCGACACAAGAACGCAUUAUGCAGGAGCUAGAACAGAGCUAUCAACAGUCACGAGAAGACAGCGCAGCUGGAUACGGAAGUGAUCUUCUCAUCGAGAAUCCAAACCAUUGA
Fomitopsis serialis is the source of this 636-nucleotide messenger RNA. RefSeq lists its product as uncharacterized. Lineage: Eukaryota; Fungi; Basidiomycota; Agaricomycetes; Polyporales; Fomitopsidaceae. The transcript is spliced from 6 exons. The coding region runs from base 1 to 636 and encodes 211 amino acids. The record is from RefSeq and is a predicted model, not a curated record. Gene Ontology annotation, biological process: maturation of SSU-rRNA. Gene Ontology annotation, molecular function: rRNA small subunit aminocarboxypropyltransferase activity.